AUGUCUUCCAGCAAGUCAAGCGGAGCGAGCGACCACACCGUCGUCACGGAAGGCGUCAUCUCACCUGCAACCUGGAACUUGGUGGAGAGCAAGUUCUCGGACUUUGCAAGGGAGACGCUCACCAAACUCAUUCGCUUUGUGCACGACGAAUGCAUGCCAGCUGAAGAACUCUACCAUGCUCAAGUCGGGAUCGGCGCGGAUCGCUGGACCACAAUUCCUCCCAUCAUCGAGGAGCUCAAGACUAGAGCCAAGGCGCUAGGCCUGUGGAACCUGUUCCUCAGCAAGGCUCACUAUCCCAAGCAUGGCGUGCCCCUCACCAAUCUGGAGUAUGGCAUCAUGGCAGAGGUGAUGGGAAGGGCUGGCCACUUUGCUAGCGAGGCCACCAACUGCGCUGCGCCUGAUACUGGCAACAUGGAGGUUCUGGCCAAGUACGGCAAUGAAGAGCAGCAGAAGACUUGGCUUUUGCCACUCUUGAACGGCGAGAUUCGUAGCGCUUUCGCAAUGACGGAGCGUUACGUCGCCUCUUCCGACGCCACUAAUAUUCGCACAGACAUUAGACAAGAGGGCAACGACAUUGUCAUCAACGGGCACAAGUGGUGGAUCAGCGGAGCAGGGGACCCUAGGUGCGCAGUGCACCUGCUCAUGGGCAAAUCAGACGCCAAGAAUGAGAACAGGUACGCCCAACAGUCUAUGGUCAUCAUCCCCGCUAAUACUCCUGGCGUCAAGGUGGUCAGGCCUAUGCAGGUGUUUGGCUACGAUGAUGCUCCUGAGGGUCACUGUGAGGUUCUGUACGAGAAUGUGCGCGUGCCCCUUAAGAACCUGAUCCUCGGCUGGGGUCGCGGAUUCGAGAUCAUUCAAGGUCGUCUCGGACCUGGUCGUAUCCAUCACUGCAUGAGAUCCAUCGGCGCCGCCGAGAGGGCUCUUGAACUGAUGUUGAGGCGCGUCACCGAUCCUCGCAAGAAAACGUUUGGCAAGCAGCUCAGCGAGCACGGCACCAUCGUAGCAGACAUUGCUCGUUCCAGAAUGGAAAUCGAUGGCGCACGCCUGCUGGUUCUCAGCGCCGCGAACAUGAUCGAUAGCGUAGGCGCAAAGGGAGCUCUGAGAGAUAUUGCGUAUGCCAAGGUCGUUGUGCCCAACAUGGCCCUUGGCGUCGUCGACAGGUCCAUGCAAGCUCAUGGCGCAGAAGGCAUCUGCCAAGAUAUCCCCCUCGCCUCAGCCUAUGCUCAGCUCCGAACGCUUCGUUACGCUGAUGGCCCGGAUGAAGUACACAUCCAACAGCAAGGCAAGAUUGAGCUGAGACGCGCCCCUGCGCUCUGGAAGCGCCAAAAGGAGCUCGAGGCUAGAACCGCAAAGCUUUUCGAGAAGAGCGGCACGCCCAGGCCACAUCUCUGA
Ceraceosorus guamensis is the source of this 1392-nucleotide messenger RNA. RefSeq names its product acyl-CoA dehydrogenase. The transcript has 6 exons. The record is from RefSeq and is a predicted model, not a curated record. NCBI's taxonomy places the organism in Eukaryota, Fungi, Basidiomycota, Exobasidiomycetes, Ceraceosorales, Ceraceosoraceae. Bases 1 to 1392 code for a protein of 463 amino acids. Gene Ontology annotation, molecular function: oxidoreductase activity, acting on the CH-CH group of donors; flavin adenine dinucleotide binding.